Messenger RNA from Aspergillus pseudotamarii, 1362 nucleotides. RefSeq names its product pyridoxal phosphate-dependent transferase. The transcript has 4 exons. NCBI's taxonomy places the organism in Eukaryota, Fungi, Ascomycota, Eurotiomycetes, Eurotiales, Aspergillaceae. Bases 1 to 1362 code for a protein of 453 amino acids. The record is from RefSeq and is a predicted model, not a curated record.
AUGGCAUCUCCUUCAUACGAACGAACUCCAUUCGGAGCUCCCAUGUUGAAGCAUUUCCUGUUCGAUCCCAAAUAUAAAAAUCUCAACCAUGGGUCCUUCGGUACAUAUCCAGCCCAUGUAAAACAUGCGCUCCGCAAGUACCAGGACGAAAUCGAAGCGCGGCCAGAUCCUUUCAUCCGCUACACCCAUGGCGAACUGCUGGAUGAGUCGCGCCUGGCAACUGCCAAAAUUCUCAACGUCCCCCUGCAAGAGCUGGUGUUUGUUAAGAAUGCCACAACCGGAGUGAACACUAUCCUCCGGAAUCUCAGCUAUAAGGCGGGAGAUGUGAUUAUAUACUUCGCGACCAUAUACGGGGCAAUUGAGAAGACAAUCACCUCGUUAACCGAAACCACUCCGCUUCAGGCAAGAAAAGUUGAUUAUAUUUGCCCUAUUAGCCACGAGACUCUUGUGCAGAAGUUCCGAGAUGUUGUAGAACAAGCUCGAUCAGAAGGAUUCAACGUGAAAGUGGCGGUCUUCGACACCGUGACUAGUCUCCCCGGGAUGAGGUUUCCCUUUGAGGAGUUGACCAGAGUCUGCAAGGAUGAAGGGAUUCUCAGUGUUAUUGAUGGCGCCCAUGGAAUUGGGCAGAUUCCGUUGGACCUGAAGGCGUUACAACCCGAUUUCUUCACAAGUAAUUUGCACAAAUGGCUCUAUGUCCCCCGUGGUUGUGCAGCCUUAUACGUUCCGGUGCGCCAUCAGCAUCUGAUCCGGACGACGCUUCCAACAUCCUGGGGCUUUAUAGCAGAUCCGACGUCAUCCACGGCGGACAAGCCAAAUAUUCUGACGCCGGUGGGGAGCCAACGGUCCGCCUUUGAGGAGCUCUUCCAAUUUGUGGCCACGAGUGAUGAUGCAGCGUAUCUGACGGUCCCUGAUGCCGUCCGCUUCCGCACUGACGUGUGCGGUGGACAUGACGCUAUAUUUAAAUACCUUGAGGAGCUCGCGAUCCAAGGCGGUGACAUUGUUGCAGCUGCGCUCGGCACGGAUGUCCUGCAAGAGCCCGAUCUCCGUCCCGGGGAUAAGAGUAAGAUCCGUCGGUGCGGAAUGUCCACAGUCCGACUACCGAUCGCGGUGGAUGGACAGGACAAUGGAAUGUUGUCGUCGCCUUACCUUCCGGUGGCUGCUGAGGACGUCAGCAAGGUGGUGCAUUUUCUGCAGGUGACUUUGAAAGACGAGUUUGAAACCUUCGUUCCGGUUUUCCAACAUGGUGAUUGGUUGUGGACGCGUCUGAGUGCUCAAGUAUAUCUGGAGUCACGGGACUUUGAGUGGUUAGGAGGAGUCUUGAGGGAUAGCUUUGAGAUAAUCCUCGGCGUAACAGUCGAGUGA